Xenia sp. Carnegie-2017 is the source of this 2341-nucleotide messenger RNA. RefSeq lists its product as uncharacterized. The coding region runs from base 1145 to 2260 and encodes 371 amino acids. The record is from RefSeq and is a predicted model, not a curated record. The transcript has 10 exons. Lineage: Eukaryota; Metazoa; Cnidaria; Anthozoa; Malacalcyonacea; Xeniidae.
GAGCUUCUGAUAGUCGGACCAUCUAUCUAAAAAAUCGAUGGAAAUAGAACAUGCUCUAUUUUCAUCCGACAACAUCAGAGAAAGCCGACAAGUGAUAUUACAUUGAUUUGAAAAAGACUUGGAAAUAAGAACAAAAAUACGAAAAAUAUAUCGAUAAAUGUACUGGAUAGCACAAAAGGCUGCUCACACGACUUUAAAUAUCUGAACGAAUAUAAAUAUCAACAAAAUUAUCAGACCGUCUGAACAAACAAUCAAAAGACGGAUCCGACAAAUUAGUCCAAUAAAUCCUAAUGAAUUUGUACCUCCACGACCAAUAUGGCUGCCAUGUUUUUGUUAUCUCCACACAACGUUCACAAAUCAUUUCAAUACAAGUGAAAUCAAUAUAUAUGUGUGUGACAGUAAAGGUAAACUUAUCAAGUCUUUUUUACCAAAGGUUAAAGGUAAACCAGUUGAUGAUGAAGUGAAAAGUUUUGUCCAUUUCGUCCUGUGAAAAUAUAGCAAUUUUGACAAAUGCAUCUGACCGAUUUUACCAACUCAUCAUUUUUAAGUCGGAUAAAACUUUUGUUAAAAAGAUGAAAUUUCAUCCACAGGUUAAAGGAAUCAACACAUACACUCGAGUCAUUUACACUCCCUUUGACGACACUAUCAAAGGUUUUUAUUUUAAAGAGGACAAAUCACAGCUUGUUAUUGAAACAUUUUCCAUUGAAACCAAAAAAAUUAAAAUAAAAUGGUCUGUAAUACUGAUGAAUACAGGAUAUUGUUCAGAAUUAUUUCAUGGUUUGUUUCGUCUUGUUCAUCAUGCAAAUGGAAGGUGGCUUUGCUUUCAAGCAAAAGUAUAAUUUACAUAAUCGAAGGGAGCAGUGAGCAUGAUGCCAUGGAAGUGAACUUGGAAUGGAAAGAAACCAAUUCUUUGCAUGCAGACACUUCAACCACAGCAGUUAUGAAUUCAGAGCCAUCUGAGGUAACAGAGAUAACACAAGAAGAACCUUGAAAUAAUGAACAGGAAAACGUGCAGGAAGAGCAACGUGAAGACCUACAGCAAGAACUCUUGGAGGAGCAACAAGAAGAUAAACCACCUGAAAGAACUUCUUCCGGAAAUCACGAUGCUACAGUAGUGAGUAAUGUUCCCAAAGAUAGUGAUCUCAUGGAAAUUUCUGAAAUAAUAUAUCCUAUAUGGCUGGAGCUUGCUAGAAUGCUGGGUAUACCUGAAGAAAAUUUGCACCAUAUAUGCUCUGUAAUUAAUAAAUUGCCAAUGGAAAUGCUUUUGAAAUGCAAGAUAACAGAUGGAAAAAAUGCCACCGCGAAUAUGUUAGUUGAACAUUUAAAUGCAUUUGGCCGUCGACAAGAACCUGAAUAUGUGACGAACAACAAUGAAGUUUUUAAAGAAAAGCUCCUUAACGACGAUUACAACAUUCGAGAUGAAAUUGUCAAUAUCCUCCAACGUUUCAAGUGGAUAAACGGACCUGUUGGAACAGCUGAUCCAAACCAAGAGAUACCUUAUGAACAUUUAUUUAUCACAGUUGAUAAACGGGAAAAAAUGUCGGAAGAACAAAUAAAGGAAGAGAUCGACAAUGAGUUUGAAUGGGAAGCGUCAAGAUUCAUCGAAUUACGAAGUUCAGCAUCGAAACCAUUAAAGUUAAAAUAUUAUGGUCAUGUUCGUUUAUCAAAUACGUCUCAAGAUAUUAGUGUUAACAUUUGUUUUAAAUGUGAGCUGACAAUGUUCUGUCGUAAAGAUGAAAACUAUUUCGCCUUGACCUAUGCACAUGACAUCUGUAAAGGACAAUGGAUUCCCCUAGAAUGUAAUAUGGCAUAUCAUAAAGAUCUUCCUGAGUUUAUACGUACAGACAACUUUAAAAGUGCCCAAAAGUUCGCUAGAAGAGCCAUUGCCACUUCAAACAUUGAAUCAGAUGAUGAGUCAAUCAACGACAAGCCACGAAAACGUCCUCGUCUCAAAAGGAGUAUGGAAGAAUUUCCAGAUUACAGUGACAUAGAAAACGAUGAUGACAGUGAUGAAACCGUAAUUCAACACAGAGCCCCUCAGUUACCUCCUGCUCCACGUUACGCAUCUUUUAGUAUGAACAAUAAGCAUUUAUUGGAAUCUUCUGAAAGUAAUAUGAUAACAGCCGUCAUUGAAAUCUUAUCAACAAAUUCUAGAAAUUUGCCGGUGUACAGCGAGCUGAUCUCCUUUGAAGAAAAAGGCAUAAGCGCAAUUAUAAUCCUUGUACAAGUGGACAAAUUUUUGACAGAAACAUGCAUAUAAAGGGUAACGUUUCUUCACAAGGAAUUCCUACAACUGGCACAACAAAAGAAAGACAUUCUCAACGAAACAGUGAUGUCUUAG